AUGCAUCUUCGUAGUGGUAGACAUCUACUUCCCGCUCCUCCAGGUCGCGUCCGCCGUCGUGGACCUCAACCAUUCCGUCUGCUGGACCUUCCUGCUGAGAUUCGGCUCAUGAUCUAUGGCUACGCAAUGGGAUACCACAACGUUCAUUGGACAAUGACACACGACUUCAGACCUGGAUACAGGCUGGCGCUAGGUGACAUAUACAAUGCGAGAGAAAGGCGUAAUGUCGAUCUGCAACAUCGCCCCCUUGGUCUCUUGCGGACCUGCAGAUCAAUCUCGCAAGAAGCCUUUCCAGUCUUCUUUGACCAAACACGUUUUGACGUCUGUUUCUAUCGUGAUGAGUCACUUGGAUAUCACACUGGGUACCUGCUUGGACUAGGAACUUGGUGUGGAUACGUGGAUGACAAUCUGGCUCGAGUCGUUCUUCGGCGUGUCAAGCAUCUUCGCAUCUUCCUCGUGGAUGACGGAGAACGGACUCAACUACGCGCACGAUCCGACGGUUUUCUGAAGCGGACGAUGAAUCUAAGCCGGUACUUUGGUGCCGGAAGCUGGCUCAAAUCACUUCGAUUUGUCUUCAGCAAACAGACCGAUGCCUCCUGCUUCAUGAACUCCUUGCACGAAAGAUGGUACUCUGCGGAUAUGUUAAGUUUCUGGUUAUACCAGGGUAAUCCUAUACUGGAGUUCCCUGACGCCGACCCUAAAGACGAAGACAUUGCCGAGUUCAAGAAGUCCUGGAAGAGUAAUAUGCCCCAGCUUCUAUCCUGCGCAGGCAUACGCUGA
Messenger RNA from Aureobasidium musti, 780 nucleotides. Lineage: Eukaryota; Fungi; Ascomycota; Dothideomycetes; Dothideales; Saccotheciaceae. The record is from the annotation of a GenBank genome assembly.